GUGAUAGUUUGCCCACCCCAAAUUUCCGUCUGCUGUGUUAUCCAACGUAGACCUACUUAGUAAUUUGUAGCUCUAGAUUGAGAAAUAGGGACCUCAGACUUGAGAUCGACUGACUUCCCGAGACGGAGGCAAGAGGAGAGAGAGAGAGAGAGAGAGGAGGGAAAGUUGGUGUACAACACAAAUAUUAAAAUACCUCGCCUGCGGCUCGCUCGGACACACAUGUUGCCCUGAAAAAGGAAAACACCUCGACACAGCUGUGUCGCUAGUGUGUCGGCCAGUUUGUUUGCUGCCGCUUACCACUGUCGUGACGUUUGUUCUGACCUCAGCUUUUGUUUUGAUAGGAUACAUUAAGCGUGGACUUUCUGUGUCAGUGUCGGAAGUGUGCAGACAACUGUGUAUUCGCGCGUGUGAUUUGAACGUGCAGACUUUCGUUAGACCUAGAUCUAGUCCAAUAUUGGGAUCUAGAUCUAUAUCUAAAACUAGCAUAGGCCUAGAUUCUAGAUCUACCUGUUUAUAUUCGGAUUGUCUACGUCGCAUAGGAUUUGGACUACCAGCCUUAGAUCUAGAUCUACAAUUCAUCUCCUACUAGAAUCUAGAUCUACUCAUCUAGUAAUCUAAAACUAGUCUAGUUUGAGACUGUAAUAUGACACCGCCUCUACCUUGAUGCCCCGUGUCGAAGAACAAUGACAACACAGCGUGCUCGGUACAACACAAUGAAAUCCAUGACAGGUCAGAGGUGAAACGUCUAACGAUGUAGAUUGGGGACACAAAAGGGGAGAUAAUGCAACCUAGUGCUUUGAAUAUGGCACAUAAUAGGUUCGGCUUGAUUUGAUGCCUUCUGUACUGCUGUCAUCACUGUUUGGCACAAUGGGUGAUGAAGGUCUCAUUCAAGAUCGCCUAGGGAAGAUGGUGGAUGUUUACGAUGGACGAAAAUGGCCUGUUGUUAAAGUGGCCAGUAUUUACAUCCAUCCUGUGGACAAUGUUCACAAACUGACCCAGGCUGUAUUGUCAGACCCAUCAGUUGGCAAGAAGAGGUGGAGGACAAACAAGUACACUUUGGCAGUGGGGACAACUCAUGGCCAUGUUCAAGUUUUCCUGUCGGAAAAUGACUUUGUUCUUAAUGUAUUCCAACAAUGCACUGCUGAAGAGAAGUGUUUGCUGCUCAUCAAGAAACCAAAAGAUGCUUCCAAAAAGCUCUUGAAAAGUCAGUCUUUGAACAACUUGAGUAUGUCAGACACACAGCUGUACAAACCAAAACAUGAUUUAUUCAGUGCACUCUUCACCAGUAAUAAAACUAAAGGCUCGCUGUCAACAAUUUCUGAAACUGAAAAGUCCAAGAAAAAAGGGACAAAGAAAGCACAGGUCAACACUUUUGUACCCAUCCCAGAACUGGGGAUCUACACCCCUGAACAGCAUGUGCUGAAGAAUGGAACCUAUGCACAGUACUGCCACCUGGUGAGAGAAGUGAACAACAACAAUGCCAAAAAUUAUGAGAACUUAUCCAAUGUGGACUUGGCUCUUAGCUCCAGCUUCAGUUCCACUCUUGACGACAGCUUCAGUAGCUAUGGUUUUGGUCAGGGUGAGACGACACAGUUUGUGAACUCUGCCAAUAGGCACCACAAGCUUGAUGAAGCCUAUCACAGCUGCAUAGACUUAUCACAUGAUAAUCUUGGGAUCAAGCCAUUGCCUCCCAAACCCCCAAGGGAGCAUAGUCGCUCCUAUAUGAAACAGGUCAAAGAAGAACAGAACAACCUCGAUCCCACUACAAGGUCACAUUCACUUGGUGACCUGACCACAGGGCUGACAUUCUCUUUAGUUGGUGAUCACAAACUCCAGCACAUCUGGAGUGACACUGAUGACAACUGCUGGAACAGAAAUAACAAAAAUAUCAGCAAACAUAAUAUGGCACCACCUAAAGACUCUUCUACUGGUGGCUCAACCCCACACAAAUCUAUUGUAGUGAAUGAAAAGAAUUAUGUCCCGAAAAUGUCCAAUAAAGAUCAAUACAUCACUGAGGUUGGUGAAACAAAGGGACCAUAUCGUCAAGAAAAGUUUCCUUUUCAGAGGCAAAAUUCUGCCCCUGAAGUUAUUAAGCCUCAGCUUUCUGUGUUCCAAGCUCAAAUAAGAAUGGAAACAGAACAACCUGACAUCAGAUUUAGAGCGAUGAAAUCUCGGCCAGAUAAAGAGAGUCAAAGGGAACAAGAGAUGGAACACAGUGUGGAUUCAAAGGCGCCAGUUAUUAGACAGCCGCUAUUGAAUAAUUGGCAAAACAAUAAUCCAAAUCAAGCCGUGUACUCUAAAAACAAUGUUAGAGAGCAGUCUCCUUUGAAGCCUAAGCGUAGUCUACCCGUAGUUCCUGCUGCUGAUACCUCCGAGCGGGUAAAAAGGUUGACGGAGGUCAUGAAGUCCAGGAUAGCUAGCAGCAACAGUAGAAGCAACUCUCAGGGAAGGUUGACCUCAGAUAGCACACAGACUGUAUCUGUGAGGUCAUAUAGUGAAAACUCAGAUGGUGACGUCUUCACUGAUGUGCCUACUCAGUAUUACACAGCUUCAGACAGAAUUCACUACAGUGAUUCUGCAGUUGUGCACAGCAGCCCCAAAAGCAAUCUUAGAUCAGCUGUGAGUGUUGGAAAUGGUCAUGCAGACUUCAAGCCUUUCAAAUCCUAUGACAGGAUUACAAACAGUGAUUUCUUUCCCCAGAGCUCUUCUACGAGACGAGAAGGAGUCGCCGAAAAUAUUUUUUAUGACGACUGUUCUUACCUAGACCACCAAUCAGUCCCCCCGGCUGACAGGAGCAGCGACUCAACCACCAUCACCAACCCAAGCCACAACGGCAGCAUUAUGGAUUCUGGGUACACUACAAACAAUGAAAGUGAUUCUUUCAACCAGGCAGCCCAACGAGUGCAGUACAGCCAGUCCCAUCACAACUCCCAGCAAUCUUCUUGUUCUCCCCACCACAAUGUUGUAUCCCAGCACAGCCCAGUCUUGCUUGUGCCCAAUGCAGAAACACAUUCCAAGUGCUACCAGAUCCAUAAUGCUCAGAUUAAAAAGCAGUCCAACCUUGUCUACUCUCGCCAGUUUGGCAGUGUGCAAAACAUCAGCAGUUCCCUGGCUCAUGGAAGUUUGCAAGAGCCCUUCAAAACCCCACAUGUUAACUCAAGCCAACAAGACAGUACCAUGCAAUCUAAUACACAUCACCCAGCAGUUAAAAAAAUAGAAUCACGUAGGUUAACUCUUGAUGGAAGCUAUUACCCAUCUUACAACAGCAGUAAGCAGAGUUUUUCUGCUUCUAACGGCGAUGGUGACAACAAAAAAACAUAUGUGAAUAUUCAAAAUAUUCAUACUUCUAACGGCAAUGUUAGGAAAACCAUUGACCAGUUUCGUAGUGUCGAACCCAUGUACUCUACGAUCAAUUCUAAUCGACAUUAUGCCAAUACUAGUCUUGUCAAUGCACAGAAAGAAAAUUCUACACUGAAAUAUAGAACAAAUGAUUAUGAAUCAGACUAUGUAAAUCAGACUCCUCUGAAACCACAAGGCAAUAGAAAUAAGCCAUCAUACAACCAGAACACCAAUAAUAAAAGUACAACAGAUUCUUCUGAUGUUAAAAACAGUCACAGUGAUUAUCAUAAUGGGGAUGCUUAUUUAUACAGAAAAACUCAAUACAAACAAGACAGCAGUCCAAAGCUCAUGGGCAAUGAGCUGCGACCAAAGCCGGUACCAAUUGCUGGCAGACCUCUAAGAGGUCACACACUUCCAGGUGGAUUUCGUUUCUCUGAUCUGGAUGGAAAUCUUUCCCAGGGUACUCAUUUUUCUCGGGAUUUAUCUUUGUUCCACUUGCUUCAAGCGUAUGAACUACUUCCAUUUACUGUCAACGUACCUGAAAGUCUGAGUGUGUCAGCCAUGAUUCAGCUUAAGGAAAUCUCCACCCGCCAAUAUGUCAGCAGCACUCCAGAGUCUCCAAAAGGAAGGACAGCUCAUAUAGGGAGCCCAGGCUCUGCUUUUACUCCCGUUAAAAUAGUUCACGAUCGGACUGAACAGAGUUUGUCCAGUAAAUUGAUUGGUGUUGAUCAAGUCAAUGGAGAGCUCCACAAACAUAUAGUAUUAGGAAGUCUGGAAGAAGGGGAUAUCAUUGUAGAGGUAAAUGGCUUCCUCUGUCUGGAUGCCAAUGUUCAAUACAUGGAGAAAUUGUUGAGAAGUUGCAGCGGAUGUGUUACGUUCACUGUAGCUAGAUUACGGGAGACUCUGGAUGGAGUGGUUCCUGUGGACUCCAGAGCUCAAGCUCAGCGCAUCAAAAGUCUAGAAGCUGAAAUCUCACGCCUCGAUGACCUCAUUCAACUGAGGGAUGAGAAAAUCAGAGACCUCACCUCCUGGAGAGGAGGAACAGGGAGCUACACGAGAGGAGGAGCUGUGAUGGACAUUAACGCAGCCAUGGAGGGUAUGGUCAUUGGAGAUGAUGAGUACGUGGUCUAACCAAGGUCCCUUAUUGGUCCAUCAUUCCUUGUUCCACUGUUUUCUUCCUUUGUGUGCCAAUUGUUUGUUUGUUUCUUUUCAUUUAUAUUCCAGAUGCUAUAAAACCAAAAAUAUAUUUCUUUGUAUGGUGUACCAUCAUUCCAUUAUGUUGUAAAUCUGAUUUAAAUAUAUAUAUUUUCAUAAAUAAUUUUUAUAUAUUAAAGUGUUAGGUGCAAAGUGCAAGUUUCCAAUAAUAUUAUGAUAUUAAUACAUGGAUGCAAGCACCAGACCCCCAUUUUGUCUGCAAAGGGGGGUGGCAAUCUCAAAAGCCUGCAAAGGUUUUUGUGCGCAAAAACAUCAUUAUAACAUCACUAUAAUGACUGUUCGCGUUCAUCUUACAAGCUGUUGCAGCAAAAACAAUUUAUUUAAUAGUAAAUGUAAUUAUAUAAAUAUUAUAAGCUUUCCUACCUUUUUUUCCUACUUGUUAAAAAAAAGAUGUUCAUGCAAAUCUUUAGGUACAAUUUACUCCAAAUCCAGUGUUCAGUUAGUGAAAUAAUAUUUUUACCUCUAAUUACCUGUUUUAAUGUGUCCAAUCACUGUCUUUUAGGCAUUCUAAAAACGGUUAAUUAAGACGAGGCUUUUUUCAUACUAGGAGCUUGUUGCUUUCUUUUUUGUGCUUGAGAGGUCUGACUAACAGAAUUCUGGUUUUAUCUUUAGAGCCAGAUGAAGAGGAUGUAGGAGUGUGUUUUAAUUUUAGUGCCUCAUUAUCAGAAGAAAUUAUUGCACUUGUCUGAAUCUGUGCUGGUGCUGGCUUUUGGUCAGUGACAACUUGUUCAGAAAUAAUGGGGACUCUUGAACAUAAAAUCACAGGAGCUUGUUGCUUGGUUUUUAAUGCCUCUUUGUCAGUUGUCUGAAUCUGUGCUGGUGCUGGCUGUUGGUCAGUGACAACUUGUUUGGAAAUAAUGUGGACUCUUGAACAUGAAAUCACAGGAGCUUGUUGCUUGGUUUUUAAUGCCUCUUUGUCAGUUGUCUGAAUCUGUGCUGGUGCUGGCUUUUGGUCAGUGACAACUUGUUCAGAAAUAAUGGGGACUCUUGAACAUGAAAUCACAGGAGCUUGUUGCUUGGUUUUAAAUGCCUCUUUGUCAGUUGUCUGAAUCUGUGCUGGUGCUGGCUGUUGGUCAGUGACAACUUGUUUGGAAAUAAUGUGGACUCUUGAACAUGAAAUCACAGGAGCUUGUUGCUUGGUUUUUAAUGCCUCUUUGUCAGUUGUCUGAAUCUGUGCUGGUGCUGGCUGUUGGUCAGUGACAACUUGUUUGGAAAUAAUGGGGACUCUUGAACAUGAAAUCACAGGAGCUUGUUGCUUGGUUUUUAAUGCCUCUUUGUCAGUUGUCUGAAUCUUUGCUGGUGCUGGCUGUUGGUCAGUGACAACUUGUUUGGAAAUAAUGUGGACUCUUGAACAUGAAAUCACAGGAGCUUGUUGCUUGGUUUUUAAUGCCUCUUUGUCAGUUGUCUGAAUCUGUGCUGGUGCUGGCUGUUGGUGAGAGACAACGUGUUUGGAAAUUAUGACUUUAUCACUGGGUACUUUAGAAGAUAAUUUAUCAAAUGUAGAAAUAUGAUUCUGAUACCUGUUAUAAGCAAAUGAAACAUCAUUUUUCAUUUGCCCAGUGACAAUUUUGGUGACAGCUGUUUCUGCUUGGGCAGCUAAUGAUGAUUUUAUGAUGGCCAAGGACUCAUAAUUAAAAUAUUUAAGUCUGGUCCUAUCAUCUCUUGUUAUGUCAUCCAUAAUAUUAAAGCUACCCUCAACAAGUCGGCCUGUAAAUAUGGACUUAAUUGCUUUAACAAAUUUCGUCAAAGUUGGAUAUUUAAUAUGACCAUCAGUUCUCCUGUUAAAAACUUGACACCACUAAUCUGUGUCCAAUGUAAAAUUGGAGUCCUCCUCAUUUAUGUUUAGUUCAGCAAGAGUUGUAUCUUUCUGAUAGCACUUUAGCUCCAUAUCUAAACAACCAAGCUCUGAAGGAUCAACCACAUUUGAGAGACGUGCAGCUAAGCUUUUUAUUGAUGACUGCAAAUGUUCAUUUAAGAACAAAGCAGGUGAUAAGUAGGAUAACUCUGUGAUGGUUUUAUUUAGCAGUGGUAACUUCAUCAAAGCCUUGGCAGUUUCCAAAUAUCCUUCUCUUACAGCAAGGAAAAAAGAUUUACACAAUGUAGAAUUUUGUUCUUUAUUCUUCAAACAUUUGGACAAAAUUGGCCUUCUAUGUUUGCCAUCUCCCAAGUCUCUGUCUGAUAGUUGGAUGUCUUUGUUAGUUACAUCAAGACUCACUAGGUCCUUAGUGCUAUACAUGGGAAUAUAUUCUGGUUUUAUGAAAUUACCACAAAAUUCUUUCACUAAAGUAAACAUAUCAAUAUGCAACUCAUGCACUUGUGGUUUGUUCCGCUGGUGUUUCUUCAAAAAAGGAAGAAAUUAUUCUGUUAUGCCUUUGUACAAGGUAGCGAUUAAAACCGUUUUGACCUGAUUGUCUAGUAGAGCAUUUAAAAUUCUAAUUUUUCUUUCAAUGUUGCUGUCUGAUUUAGUUUGUCUUCUCUGCUUACUUACUUAAUCCUGUGCACUCCCAGGGGAGCAUAGGGCCGCAACCACACCUCUCCACCGAACUCAGUUCUGAGCAGCUUUCUUCAUUUGCUCCCAUGUCAUUCCAGUACCCUCAGCUUCACUGAUGACUGACAUCUUCCAGGUUUGCUUGGCUCUGCCCACUUUCCGCUUUCCUUGUGGGUUACAGUCAAGUGCCUGCCUUGCAACAUUGGUAGCUGGUUUUCACAGGGUGUGUCAAUUCCAGCUCCAUUUUCGUUUUGUGAUAUCUUGGGCUAUGGGCUUUUGUCUAGUUCUCUCCCACAAAUCAAUAGUAGUUAUCUUUACUGGCCACCUAAUUCCUAAUAUCCGGCGUAGGCAUCUGUUAACAAAGGUCUGGAGCUUUUCCAUAUUUGUUUUAGUGACUCUCCAAGUUUCUGAACCGUAUAGAAGGACAGACUUAACGUUUGUAUUAUAGAUUCGUAUCUUGUUGUGUAGAGAUAAUGCCUUAGAGCGCCAGAUAGUUUGAAGAGUUGAAAAGGCAAACCUAGCUCUAUUGUCUUCUCUGACUCUCCAAUAAUUCUUUAAUUUGCUUCCCUAAACUGUCACCAAUUUCAUAUUUUUGAAAUAUAUCAUGAAGUAUUUUCUCACUCUUUCUUUCCGCAGGAGAUAAAAAGGCUAAGUAGUAAAGUAACAAAGAGUCAAACAGAUCCAAACAUCUCUCUUUUUCCACAUUAAUUUGUAGAAAUCUGUUGGGUAACACGCGAAUUAGUGAUUUCCCUUCACUUGCACCUAAUAAACAUUGUAUUUUUUAAAAUACGCUUCUAGCCUUGGGUGAUUUCUCAACAUCAUAAUAAAUAUCCAUGGCUAAACUUUGAAAAUUGAAACAUUUUUCCAUUGGUACAAAAAAUGUCUUCAGUGCAUUAUUUAUCAUGUGAAUGGUGUCCCCGCUGACAUCAAAUAAGUGUUUGGUUUAAUUUUCUAAUUUUAGGCUCAACACCUUCUUUUUUCCCCCUCAUUAGGUUGCAAUUAUUUAUCAUGACAGAUUUUACUUGGCUCCAGUUUAUGUUCAUGACUUCUAAGAUUUCCCCAACAGCAUUAACAAUAUUUGAAGCACAUGAAAUAUUAAUUUCUCUGGUUCCUAGCAGCUGGUUUAUAAUUUUUUGUGAUGAAUCAUCAUAAUAUUGUACCAUUAUGUUUAAAAAUUUAUUUCCAGCAUUAUUUGUAGCUUCAUCUAUAUUCAGUGAAAUGUAUUUACCUUUCAAUUUCUCUUUCAUUUCCAACUCCAAGAGAAGUUAUGUAUGUUGCACUUUGAUGUGAUAAAGUGACUCUAUUUAGAGCAGUAAUAUCUUUGCUAAGCCUUUGGCUCAAUUUUAAAAGAUUAGGAACUAAAGAAAAUGGAAGGCUGUGUUCAGCAAUAAACAGGCUUAAAAUGGCCUUUAUUUCCGCUGUUUUGUCUUGCAAGCUGUCUUUUGUGAAUUGUGUUGUGCUUGAGGAGCCAGUUAAUUUAGUACUUUGGAUUAAACUUUUCACAGCCUUUCUGUGCAACUCUAAAUCACAAUGAUUUCUUAAGUCUUUUUUCCCUGAGGUUCCAUAAAGGAUGAUCUUGCCGCAGGCAGUACAAAAACAUGCCCCAGAUUUAUUUAUCUUUUUGCACCAUUUUUCAUAUGAAAAUCCAUCAAUAGAAACUUCAGACAGCCAUGACCACUGCCAUCUAUUUCUAAUUGGCUUUCCAUCCAAACCAAUAUCAAUAGUAGAAAUAUCACCAAAUUUCAAAAACAUGAUGAUUCAGAUGAUAGACCUAAAGUUAUUAUGAUUACUGCACACUCGUCACUCAUCAUAUACUUCAUAUAGAGUCUAGAUCUAGUCAAUCUAGUCUCAUAUUAGUCAUAAUAAUAAUAUAGAUUAUUAUUUUAUUAUCUUGAGUAGAAUAAAAACGAUCUUACUUGAUCCAACAAUUAAAACCACAGAUUUCCAAUUUCGAUCGAAAUUAUUGAAAUUGAAAUUCUAACAGUCACAGAAAAUGUAGUCUGUAGAUCUAGAUCUAGGUAGAUCUAUAAUUUGAUAGAGCACGUUGAUAACUGUAUAACAGAACAAUGGAUCUAUUCAAGCCACAAGAAUCAAGAAUGAAAACACGCUAUUCAAGCCACAAGAAUGAAAACACAAUCUCACAGUGAGACUGAAUGAGCAGAAAUAAAUAGAAAAGGACAUACAGCAUCACACAUGUGCGCCAAGCGUUUCUUUAGUGGCUUUUUUUUGUAGGUCAUCUAAUUGCGCCGAUUCCACCUCCCUUUCUCGCCUUUCCCGACCGACCCCGAAAAUAAAAUAGAAUGCCGGCAAUUUGCCGUCAAGUUUUUUUUUAAACAUUAAUUUUGCCAGCUAUAGCUACUGAUCUUGCAUCCAUGUAUUAAUAUAUAAUAUAAUAUGAAUUUAUAUUACUACAUUUGAUUUUUGAUCCUUUCAAAAUUAUUUUUAUGAAACAUAUUUUUUUCCCGUGAGGUUAAAACAAAUUUACAACAAAGAACUACAAAGUUGGCCAAUUCUUGCAUGAUGAAAAAACAAAAAAAUAUCUGGUACAUUUUAUUUCGGCCUGUAGCUUAUUGUCAUUCUCAGGAUACCACUGUAGUUCAACUGGAAGAUUUAUUUUUUCUUUAAAUGCUUAGGCCAUUUUGAUCUCACUUUUUUUGAAGUUUAUAAAAAAAAAUGGUCUUGUCUAUUUUUGGAGUUUCACAAGGUCAGUUCUCUUGUUAAGUAUAACUUAUUGUCUAAUCCAACUAUAUCACUUUUGUAAAUAAAAUGAUAAAUUACAUUGUGUGUUGAACAUGGUAACAUAACCCAGAUGAAGUGGUUCUUCUUAGGAGAGAUUAAGCAUAUUGACAGUUUUAUUCGUGUUUGUUGUCUUAACAUUCACUCUUUUGGGAUCCUGUUAUCCUAGGCAGGCAACAGAAGCUCUCAACCCUUGCUAGUCAGAGAUCAUCCAAAGUAAUCUGUCAGGAUAUUAACCAUGCCUCACUUAAAUGACAUCGAUUUAUCCCUUUUUUUUUGUGUGGCCUUUUCUCUGUACUACUUCAACAGUAUCUUUACCCACUACCAAAAGCUAAUUGUCACAUAUAAAGUGCCCAUAUGACUUAACUGUAUACAUACACAUAUCAUGUAUUUGAUUUAUACCCUUGUUAUUUCACCAGCUCAACAGAUCUGAAACUGUUUACAAUUUUUUUUUUUUUAUGAUUUCAUGCAUUACUAACCAAAGAUAUUUCUGUGUAAAUAGUAUUUUUAUAGUCAAUAAUAUCACAAGUCACACAUCUUUAUAUAUUUAUACAUCAGACAGCUUUAAGGCCUUAACAUGUCAUAUUUGCUAUGAAAGUAUUAUGUAAAAGUUUGUGUGGAAUGUCAAGGUAGAUUGUACGUGCUCACCUAAAAAUUCAUCUCUUUCUCUCCAAAACUGCUGCUGCUAGUAAAUAAAUUUUUGCAUGCCACAGACCUUUUAAAAAAAAAUUUGUUCCUGUUGAAGAACUGUAACUUUGUCCUCUUAAACCAGUUCCAUUUCUCUUUGUAUUGACAUUUAUUUAUUUUCUAAGACAUUUUGUUUUCUUUUAUUUAUAUUUUUCUCUCUCUUAGCUGUGUUUGUUAUUAAAAAAAAAGUGAAGUCCUUUAAAAUUAAAGUGAGGUCUUUUGGAUCAGAGCUUAGUAAUACAACUUUUAUAAGACUUGCAUUAUUUUGACAUUUGACAGUAAUGUAGUCUUUGUCUGCCUGGGGUCUAAGCUCUCCUUUGCUUAGUGACUUGUGAGGAACUAACUUGAGUAUGAAAUUUAAGAAUUGUCAUUUAAAAAUAAUUAAAUUAAAUAUUGUCUUUGUAAUUAAUAACAUCUUUAAAAAAAAAAAAGAAAAAAACUUGUUCUUCAACCAAAGCCUUGACUUUCCAAUGAGAUUUGGUUCCAUGACUAGAAAGAGAGUUGUGUAAUAUAGGAAUGUGUAUCUCCUGUAACAGGUUUAUUUCAUUCUAGUUGAGUUCAUUGAAAGUCCUAUCUACUAAGUCAUGAUGCAGUUGCUACCAACUAUUAAGAUAUAGUAUUUGUAACCAUUUCACAGAUCUAUCCCCUUGAUAUUAUAUGUGUUUAUAUUACUAUUGUGAUAAAAAGGAGCUUUAAUUAUCCCCAACCCUAAACCUUUUUUUGUCUUAUUAUCUAUGAAGGAUAGUAAGUUUAAAUGGAUAUUAAAAAUGGUUAAGAUUUAGUACUAUUUCCUGGUUGCCUGGUCUUGCAAUUGUCUUGAUGGUGCUGGGUUCAUACCUGCCCGCUGCCAUCCUUUGUCUUACAGCGGUAGGUUUGGACCCAAGGACGUAGAUUAUCUUCAACUCUGAAUGAACAUCCGAAUCAUGUAAAAAAAUUAACAAACAUUUUGUACAAAGAAUAAAUCAUUUUCAUUUACUAUAUUUGUAUAACUGAAAUCUUCCAGAGUCACUGCAUUACAUUCAUGAUAUCCUGAAUAAGAUAUUUUGUAUGAAUCGCUUUGUAGUCAUCCUGCAACUUAUUCCACAAUGUAGAAACGCAUUUUAUUGAUAUCUUCCAACUUAUUCCAUAAGGUGCUGAAUGCAUUUAUUUCUUUUCAAUGUUUUUACCUUGAAAUGAACCAAAUUUCACUUAUUGCUUUUUUUUUUUUUUCUGUGUGCCUUGUAUUUGUUUUUGUCACUGCCCUAAAUAUUUUGUGCAAUUGUGAAACCAAUUACUUAGGUCAAAAUGAAGGUAGAGAAGUAUUUAUUAUUGUGCUCAUUGUCUGAUGUCAGUCCUAUUUGACAAACUGAUUUCAAAAUGAAAUGAUUUUAUUUAUUAGAAUGUGAAAUGCCCUGAACUAGUCUGUGCAGUUUCAAAUGAAGAGCUUUUUAUUUUGUUGUUUUUUAAUGACUUUUCACAAACUCAAAGUCCUAAUUGCUGGACAUUGUACAUCUACACUCAAAAAUUAAUAAAAUUGUUUUAGGAAAGAUCAUAUCGAUCUGCCUGUGCUAGCCAAAGAAUGGCUGCCUGAUCAUGUGGUGUGUGUGCUGGACUGUCAUUAGAUGGUUGCUGGGGGUUGAACCCUGCCUGUUAUCCCCCGCAGUCCUGCAGGAGGUUUGGGCUAGAAUGUAAUAACCUUCAAAUCUGAAAGAUGUAAAACAUCAAGACCUAACAAAGAUUUAGAGUUUCAUUAUUCUAUUUAAACAAAAUCAUACAAAAUAAUUGCAGGCAGCAGCUAACAAAAUGUAUACACAUACACGUGUAUUCUAUGAGUGUUGAUUUAGUGGAGUGUUGAAUUUACUAAGUGCUGAUUUGAGACAAAAAUUAUUUUUAACUUCUUGACAAUAAGGAUAUAUGUGUGUUCUAUGAGGUUGUAUGAUUUCACUUAAUUGUGAACAUUUUUUAGCAUUGGAUUGUGGACUUUAUGUUUUUGUUCCCCAGGAAUGUUUUUGUUUUAUGAACCACAUUUUCCAUUGUUUACUUUUUGUUUUAGCAUUUUAUGUUUUAUUAGUGUUUGUUUACAUAACAACAAGGUGAUAUUGUUGAUACAAAAAUGCUCCUAUUUUUUUUUUCCCAGUUAUAGAAAUAAAACAAUUACAAGUUUGUAAGACAUUUGAA
This is a messenger RNA of Biomphalaria glabrata, 12622 nucleotides long. RefSeq lists its product as uncharacterized. The transcript is spliced from 10 exons. Gene Ontology annotation, molecular function: protein binding. The record is from RefSeq and is a predicted model, not a curated record. The coding region runs from base 832 to 4470 and encodes 1212 amino acids. Lineage: Eukaryota; Metazoa; Mollusca; Gastropoda; Planorbidae.